AUGAGACGCAAUCUUCCAUCCACAUACGGCUUCAUCAAACGAUGCAUGGCAACGUCCUCCUCAAACUCGCCAACAUCCAUCAAAGUUCCUAAUGCAAAUCCACUGAAAUCAUGGGAAAGUGGCGCGCGGAUGGUUAAAAAUCCAAAAAUAAAGAAUGAAUAUAUGGAACAUAUUCGAGACAUUCACGAUCCUUCCUUGCAUCUGAAAACCAUUGAAGAUGAGCUCAAGGGUACUAUCGGCAGGGCAUUGGGAAAACAGGCACAAAAGAUUGUGGCAGCCUGGAGGCAAAUGAAUGACGAGUACAAUAAGUACGAAGCGUUGUUGGAAGACGAAGAAAAGGGUUACGAUAUGACGUCUCCAGAGGUAGUGGAGAUUGCCAAAAAGUACAACUUUUAUCGAAAACAAGCGCACCACUAUAGGUGGGAAUUGAUUGUGCAUCGACAAGCAGUUGGAUUUACAGUUGGAAAUCACAAGUAUGUCAUGGAGAAGUUCCCUAUCGGGGAGCCGCUUUAUGAACCACCCGAAGGAGAUGAAGACAAUGAUGCCAUGGAGAAGGAGAACAAGAAUAAAAAGGAACCGAAAAAAUUUGGAGAUCAACUGGAUUGGUGGCAGACAAUAGGCCGUUGGAAAUAG
Cylindrotheca closterium is the source of this 633-nucleotide messenger RNA. The record is from the annotation of a GenBank genome assembly. Lineage: Eukaryota; Bacillariophyta; Bacillariophyceae; Bacillariales; Bacillariaceae.